Molecule: messenger RNA, 4098 nt
Organism: Penaeus chinensis
Lineage: Eukaryota; Metazoa; Arthropoda; Malacostraca; Decapoda; Penaeidae
Gene: GAA1
Product: glycosylphosphatidylinositol anchor attachment 1 protein-like
Exons: 13
Coding region: 140-2023 (627 amino acids)
Biological process (GO): attachment of GPI anchor to protein
Cellular component (GO): membrane; GPI-anchor transamidase complex
Source: RefSeq, a predicted model, not a curated record
GAUAGGACACUCGAUAGGAGGGGAGGGCUUGGGUUAUCCCAGGAUAUUGCAGGCUUCGGUUGUGUUGUAUUUGUGUGUUAUAUGACAGUUCGUGAUGUACAACUCAGCUGAGAGGAGGGCUUUAUGAGAAGAUAAAAAUAUGGGUCUUUUGACGGAUCCUGGCAUGGAACGCAGUCGUCUACCUGCUAUACUAGAGAAGCAUCAUAGACCAAUUUGCAUUGUGUUAUAUGUAGUGGGCAUAAUUUGGUUUGUUGCUCUAGCACACAAUGCCUUCAACCAUGGGACAUAUUUCUCUGAGAAUGCUCUUCUUCCGGGAUUGGUACAAGGAGAUUUCCACAGUGACUCCUUGGCUACACAGUACCUGGAGAGUUUGAAAGAGGAGGCAGAAAAGCACACAUCUGGAAUGCCAUAUUCGUGGCUAGGUGGUCAGUUUACACAACUGGGCCUGGACACAUUUACUCAUAACUUUACCUUGCAUUACCCACUGGGUUCAGAAAAAGUUUUUACUGGUAAAAAUGUUUAUGGUAUUCUAAGAGCUUCUCGUGGGAGCAGCACAGAGGCUGUAGUUGUCUCAGCUCCUUACAGACCGCCAACAUCACUCCUCCAGGGGAAUGCACCUUCCAUUGCCCUUAUGCUGGCAAUGGCUAGCUUUUUCUCAAAGCAAGUGUACUGGGCAAAAGACUUGAUCUUCCUGGUGACUGAACAUGAGCAGCUGGGAGCUCAGGCAUGGCUUCAGGCAUACCACCGCACACAAAGUGGAGCAGGUGUUCUAGAUCAUGGAGAUCUUGAAGGCAGGGCUGGGGCUAUUCAGGCUGCCAUAAACCUGGAGAUCCAUAGUUCUCAAGUGAGUCAUAUUGAUGUGAAAGUGGAAGGACUUAAUGGCCAGCUUCCAAACUUGGACCUGUUCAACUUAAUACAUCGCCUUUGCCAGAGAGAGAAUGUCCACCAUACCUUCAAGAACAGGGGAAACCAUCCUCAGCCAGAGACCUUCCAUGGAUGGCUCCACCAAGUAGGCACACUCUUCUCCAUGAUCUCUUCACAAGCAUCAGGAGUUCCCACAGGAAACCAUGGAUUAUAUCACAGGUAUGGCAUUGCUGCGGUAACAUUGGAGGGUCAGCACAGCAUGCACCACCCUCGGAAUCGGCGCAGCGUGUCUUUCCAGCAGUUGGGGCGGGUGCUUGAGGGCGUCUGCCGCUCCCUGAACAACCUGCUGGAGCGAUUCCAUCAGUCCUUUUUCUUCUACCUCCUGCCGGCCACUAAUCGAUACAUCUCAAUAGGUGUGUAUAUGCCUCCAUUUGGGAUGAUUGCCGGUGGUAUUUUGGUGAAGGCAUUGGCCCUGUGGUACUCCACAAGCUGUGCAUCUGAGCAACAAGAACAAGAGAAGAAGGUGAAGAAGAUUGAUUAUGGUCUUCUUGGUGGAUUUCCUACAGUUGUGAUGGUUCACAUAGUGAGUGUCCUGCUACACAAUGCUCCCUAUAGGUUUUCUCAAGUAGGCCGCUACUUGGCACUGUCAGCAGAGGAUAGUGUCUUUCUCGGAACAUUUGCAUUCUGUGUGUCACUACUAGUUCUUCCCUACUAUAUCAACAAAAACCUGGGGUUACAAAAUCGAAGUUGGGAAAUUGUGAAGAUAUUUGCAGUUCUUGAAUUGGGCAUUCUGGUGUUUGCUGGAGCAGUGUACAAUUUCUCUCUUGCAUUGAUAGUUACAGUUGUAUAUACACCUUUAGCUCUGUUGACCUCCCCAUCAAAAUCAAGGUGGAGACGGUGGUCAAAGGCAGCAGUCCUGCUCUUGGCUCACCCCCUGACAAUGCUGUUCCUGUUCGUCCUCAUGGACACUUGGUCUAACUUUGACGACCUUCCUCCAAAUAAGUUGCUCUGGAAGACAUACAUAGCAACAAAAAGAGCUUUCAUGUACAGUGUGGUUGACGGGUUGAUUUAUUCAAAUUGGGUUUAUGAUGUUGCAGUGCAGUGUUUACUUCCUGUGUGGCUCCUCUUUUGGCAGAUAGCUCUUCAUCCCCUUCAGUAAGAGCUUUUGGGCUCGGCACAUAUGCUGAGUAGCUGAGGCUCACCGUUAUAGCUGUGUUUUACAUUAAGUGAUGUGAUUAUUUCAGAAUUCGCACACACCACGCACACACACAUGCACACAUGCAUACACGCAUACAUAAUUGUAUAUUUGCUGUAUGUAUGUAUCUGUAUGUGUAUCUGUCUGUCAGUGAUUUUUCCUCCUUGUAUUAACAUGAAUUGAUACAAAGUUAUUGUCACAAAAAUGUCUUGAUAUUAUCUGCGAAAUACAUUGAUAAUAUGAAUACAGGAAUUUGGAUAUCAGAUUUAGUUUGAUAUUACUUUUAUGCUAAUUAUUUUAUCAAAUGGCAGGUUUUAAGAUUUGAUAUUACUAUCUAUAUAGUAUAACAUGAUAGUGGGCUUGUUUCCAUUAUUGUGAAAAUUUGGUUAUAUCUCUUUGUCCCUAUGAAAAAGGCAUUAAGUAGUAAUAUAUUUAUGCACAUUUACAAUCUAUUUUAUGUGCGUGCAUGUGUGCGUGGGCGUGUGUGCGUGUGCAUGUGCGUGUGUGUGUGUGUGUGUGUGUGUGUGUGUGUGUGUGUGUGUGUGUGUGUGUGUGUGUGUGUGUGUGUGUGUGUGUCUUUAUAACUAUUUUGGUAUUGAUAUGUGAUUGUUAACUGGAGGCUGUCAGUUUGUAAUUCAUUAUUGCUAGCCUGUAGCCCAAACUUUAUUUAACAUUUCUGAACACUGAGACAAACUAGGAAUUAUCAUUAUGCUUCAGUGUGAGAGCCAGUACUAACACCUUUGAAUCUUUGAGUUGGACUAGAAUGGGAUUCAAAGAAAUAAUUGGUCUUUUUCUUACAAAUUGCCUUGCUGCCAGCGUAAAAUCAAAUAAGUUAAAGCAUGGUAACUUAAAGCCAAACAGAAUGGUGGUAAAUCAUAAACAGAAACACAGAGUAUGUCAUGUGGUUUCUCUGUUCAAAAAGCCUCUUGUUGUAGGGAGAUUCUAAGUAAGAAGCAGUUGAGAUGAGUUCAGUACAAGUCUGUGAGACCAGAUGAUUUUUGAAGCUGAAAUGCACAUAAUCUAAUUAAGAUUUGAAAAUUAGAAACCAACAGUGUUUAAUUUAAUGGUUAUUAUGCCAAUGAGUAGGCAUAUAUGAAAUGAAAAAGUUUUCUACCUUCAGCAAGGUCAAGAGCAGAAACAGGAGCCUUCAGACACAAAGUUAAUCAUCAGAGGCAACAGAAUAUAUACUUCAAAGUAUUUGCCUUCAUUUCUCUUUGAGUACUUCAUUGGAUUACCUUAAAAUUAUUGCAGCAUUAUUGAAUAGUGGGCCUAUUCCUGAGUCCUUCCACUAAAACCUUAUCUGCUGCCAUAGAGUCAGCUGUAAAGAUCUGGACAAGACUGCAUCAGUCCUUUUUUUCAAAAAUUGAGGCAUGGGAUAUCACAAUCCAUCACAUACAUAGUGAAAAGUGUAAGUGUCAGUUCUCAGACUUUGUAAGACUGCCUAAGGCUGCCUGCAUUUUGAAUAAGUAACCACAGAAUAUGUUGUACUUGUCCUUUGUGAAACAUGAUAUAAAGUAUAGGAAGGAGUUAGAGAUGCACUAGUCAAGUGAGUUUCAGAACAAGUAAAAUCUGUUGUUUGAAAAACAUGAUCGUUUUGUAAACAAUGUCAUAUUUAUAUUAAUAACUAGGAAAGGGUAUAUAUGUUUGUGUGUGUGAAUAUAUAUAUAUAUAUAUAUAUAUAUAUAUAUAUAUAAUUUAAUUUCUGUAUAUGUAUGUAAUAUUAUUUCCUGUUUGUAUUGCCAGAGAGGACCAAAGAAUAUGACUAGGUUGUGAAACUUACAUACAUUUGAUAUAAUUAAGCAUCUUCCUUGAACUUAUUUACAGAAUAUACAGUUUGUGUCAACAAUAUCAUGAUACAGUACUUAUUUAAGUGAACUGUUAGUGACAUAGGACCAUAUGUAUCUCAGUAUAAUUGUCAUUCCAUUAUUAAUCAAGUGUGGGAUACUGGAUAUUAUUUUGUGCAGUUGACAACAAUUAUCUUGUAGUAGUUUUUAGUAUUGUUUUACAGAAAAUAAAGUCCUACGCGAGAGAAACAGUAA